AUUUUAGGCUGGUUCAUUAAAGGCAAGCUCUUACCCAAGUGAUAGAGCAACCGCUGUAUUGCACUACUUCUCCUCUCAUCCGUUGUCGCCUAUCAUCUUUCUUUAGACCGCCAUGACCAUUCGAGCGACCAAGUUCACGCCAAAAGUACUCCUCAGCGCUCCACGGAGAUCUUCAGGGGUGCCAAACACAGACGGCUCUAGGAUUCUGUACUCGGUAUCCACGUAUUCAUUCGCAGACCACUCGAGAAAGACGGAGAUUCGAGUGCUCGAUGUUUCGACUCAGACUUCAGGGCUUAUCACAGACGCCAGCGGUGCCAGCGAGCCCAAUUGGCUCGGUGAUGACCAUGUUCUUGUCUUGGUGCCAGGCGAUGCGGGAACGACAAAGCUGGUAGCUGGAAAUGUGGACAACUUUGAAAAUAGCAGCUACGAAGCGGGCGUCAUCGAGUCGGGCGCUAGCAACCUCAAACUGGUAUCUCUAGGAGAUAGCAAAUUCGCCGUCGCAGUGACAGCCGAGGCCAAUCCUAAGGGUGAGCUGCACAAUCCAUCUACUGCACCAAAGUCGCUGUCAUCGGGCAAGCUCUACAAGUCUCUCUUCGUGAGGCACUGGGACCAGUAUGUCACGAAGAACCGCAACUCCAUCUGGUUGGGCACGAUCUCGAAAUCAACAUCGGAAUCAAACAGCCAUGCAAGAUAUAAACUAUCGCCUUUGGUCAAUGCCCUAGCUGGUACUGGCUUGGAGUCUCCUAUCCCACCAUUCGGCGGCAGUGAUCACUUCGAUAUAAGCCCUAAAGGAUUGAUUUUCGCCGCGAAAGACCCAGAGCUGAAUCCAGCGACACAUACCAAAGUCAAUGUCUACUUGGUCGAAGUUCCAGACUUUGACAAGCUGACCGAUUCGAAGCCGAAGAAAGUGGAAGUAUUCGGGUUUGAAGGGGCCAGCACUUCAACAGUUCUUUCUCCCGAUGGAAAGCAGGCGGCCUUCCUUUCAAUGCGCAAGGAUGGUUACGAAGCUGAUAAGAAUCAGCUCUUCGUCAUUCCUGACGUUAGGCGGCCGUCGUGGGUAAUCCACGCUUAUGCCUCAGAAGACGGCAAGGGGAGCUGGCCUCUCAGUCCCGGAGGUAUCUCAUGGAGUGCGGAUAGCAAGACGUUGUAUUUGUUGGCCGAGGAGAAAGGACGAGUCUGUCUGUUUCAAGCCACCGCCGACGCCAAGGCACUUCCAGAGCUGAUUAUGACUGGUGGUGCUAUUAGUGAUAUUCGCCCAUUGGCGACGGGAGACGUCUUUGUAUCGUCGAAUAGUCUGAUCGAUAACAGCACAUACUAUCUCACCAACCGCUCCCGGAACCACACCGUGCUAUCAUCCAACUCCCGCGAUGGUGCCAUGUUCGGUCUCUCCCACAAACAAAUUAGGGAGACUUCUUGGCCUGGAGCAGCACCCGGCACCCAAGUGCACGCAUGGGUAGUUGUACCGUCUACCUUCAACGCAGAAGAGAAAUAUCCACUGGCGUACCUGAUCCAUGGCGGGCCCCAAGGAUCUUGGCUAGAUAGUUGGAGCACCCGAUGGAAUCCAGUCGUUUUUGCUGAGCAAGGCUAUGUCGUCGUUUGCCCUAAUCCUACAGGGAGCACAGGAUAUGGACAAGAUUUCACAGACGCGAUCCAGGAUCAAUGGGGAGGGCUUCCGUAUCGAGAUAUUGCCAAAGGCUUUGACUGGAUUGAGGAGAAAAUAAGCUUUGUAGAUACGUCUCGAGCCGUGGCUCUUGGUGCAUCUUAUGGAGGCUAUAUGAUGAAUUGGGUGCAAGGCCAAGAGCUAGGACGAAAGUUCAAAGCCCUCGUCACUCACGAUGGAGUCUUCAGUAUGGCAGGGCAAAUGGGAAGCGAAGAGUUGUACUUUCCUUUCCACGAAUUCAAGGGCAGCCUCUGGACCAACCGGGAGAGCUGGCUCAAGUGGGACCCAUCAAGGUUCACGGAGAAUUGGGCUACACCACACCUCAUCGUUCACAGCGAGCUGGACUACCGUCUCACCAUUAGCGAAGGGCUGGCUGCCUUUAAUACUCUUCAGGUGAAGGGUAUUGAGAGUCAGUUCCUCACUUUCCCAGACGAGAACCAUUGGGUGUUGAAGCCGGAGAACUCUUUACUCUGGCACACCGUUGUGCUGGAUUGGAUCAAUGAGCACGUUGGACUGCCAUCGUACUCGAGUACUAGCAAAAGCGAAGACAUCAAAAGUGAUGCAUUGGUGGAAGGAGUUCAGGGCUUGAGUCUGUAGCGACUCAUUCUUCUCGUUCAAAAAAUUUAGCAUAAUUCGGGCGACCUAGGGCUUGUCAGAAGUAAAAAAGGAUAAUAGUUCUCUCAUCAAUCUAAGCUUCGACUCAAUUGCAG
This is a messenger RNA of Mytilinidion resinicola, 2370 nucleotides long. Its product is annotated as dipeptidyl-peptidase-like protein V precursor. Gene Ontology annotation, biological process: proteolysis. Gene Ontology annotation, molecular function: serine-type endopeptidase activity. Lineage: Eukaryota; Fungi; Ascomycota; Dothideomycetes; Mytilinidiales; Mytilinidiaceae. The transcript is spliced from 4 exons. The record is from RefSeq and is a predicted model, not a curated record. The coding region runs from base 113 to 2257 and encodes 714 amino acids.